GGGGGGGGGGUAUGUAGAGUAGUUGAGGCGUGAGGUAAACAGUUACAGUGACUUGGAGUUCUCACUCAGUGGUUUACAAUUGAUAGACGGUGGUAGACCGGUAUACAGCGGCGGAGAGUCAGGUUUACAGCGGUAGGGAGUCAGGUUUACAGUGGUGGAUAGUCAGGAUUACAGCGGUAGAUAGUCAGGUUUACAGUGGUGGAUAGGCAGGAUUACAGCGUUAGAUAGUCAGGUUUACAGUGGUGGAUAGGCAGGAUUACAGCGGUAGAUAGUCAGGUUUAUAGUGGUGGAUAGUCAGGUUUACAACGGUGGAUAGGCAAAUUGACAUUGGUGGAUAGUCAGGUUUUCAGCUGUAGAUAAGUUUAAAGCGGUGGAGAAUCAGGUUUACAGUAGAGGAGAAAGACUGUUAGUGGUUUACAAGUGCCUUAUGAACCAGUGGCUCGACUGCAGUACCCUGCUAGAGUUCUAGAGAACCAAGCCACACAGUUUAUCCAAACACUUGGGAAGAGACAAAAAAAAAAAAGUUAAUUUAGAGACCAUCUAAGACUCGGUUGGUGUAGUUAAGGUGAUGCUCGAGACGACGCCCAAGACGUUUGAGGUGCACCUGGCCUCCUACCAGGGCAAGUAUGAAGAGGUCAAGACCAAUGUUCUCGCCAACAACCGUCUUCUCACAGCUGUUGAUGAUAGUGGGCGGCAACCACUACACUGGGCAGCCUGUGGGGGACACGAAGAACUCGCCAGCUUUUUCAUAGAGCAUGGAGCUCCAGUCGACAAAGCUGAUGAUAGUGGCUGGACGCCAUUAAUGAUUGCAGCUUCUGCUGGUCGGGAGCAAGUGGUGAGGCUCCUGAUUGGUCGUGGUGCUAAUAUCAACAGACAGAACAAUGAGGGCCAUUCUGCUCUCCAGUAUGCUGCAUCCAAGAACCAUCAUGAGAUUGUGGCUAUCUUAAUGGACAACUGGGCCGAUGUGAAUUUGCAAGAUAAGCUGGGAGCAACACCUCUUCAUCGUGCAGCAUCAAAGGGCAACAUGAGUGCAUUGGCACCUAUUGUGCAGUGCAACAGGUGCUCCUUCAAUCUCCAGGACUCUGAGGGAAACACUCCAUUACAUCUUGCUUGUGAGGAGGAGCGUCUUGAAGUGGUGCGGCUUCUCUUGGAGCAUGGUGCAAGUUCACAAAUUAUCAACAAGGCUGGUAAAACGCCAUUUGAGAUGACAUCCUGCCCAUCCAUUCGUCGUCUUGAACAGAUGAAUGAAAUGUGACGUUGAAUUGCACAUGAAUACAUCCAUUUUCUCUUUACAUUCGUCCAUGUAUUAAGUUAUCAAACAAGACUUGAACAAAUCCACAACAGUGUGUAAAACAAGAUAUAUUUCUCUUGGCAGGCAGCAACAUUAAAAUGACAUUUUUAUCAUUAUGUAACAUUAUAUUGGGUUACUGUACUAAUAUUUAUAUCUUGUAUAAAUUAUUGUUUAAUUUUCAUAAAUCACAUUAUUAUGUAAUUCUCAAAUGUUAACUAGAGUAAAAAAAAAAUUGUUUUAAAUAUUUGUUUGUGAAAGUCUCAAAAAUUAUGUAAGCAGACCUGAGCAUUGCCUUGGGUCAUCCUAAAACUUAAUUUUUGUUCAGGAUAAGAGGGAUGUUAUUGCCUGUAGUGUUAAUAAGUGCUGGGCUGAGGGUUUCUUGCCAAGACCUUGUACCAAAGCCAGUCACUAUGCAAACACAUUGGUAAGGCUACACUAACUCUUUUCUUGGAGGUUACCAUCGUACAAAACUGUGUGACUCGUUAGUUUAUAACAAUAAUUUUUCAAUAACUGCUGGAAUGCCAAUAAAUGUUUUCCAUAA
This is a messenger RNA of Procambarus clarkii (red swamp crayfish), 1832 nucleotides long. Lineage: Eukaryota; Metazoa; Arthropoda; Malacostraca; Decapoda; Cambaridae. The record is from RefSeq and is a predicted model, not a curated record.